Molecule: messenger RNA, 4137 nt
Organism: Penicillium nucicola
Lineage: Eukaryota; Fungi; Ascomycota; Eurotiomycetes; Eurotiales; Aspergillaceae
Gene: bud4
Exons: 4
Coding region: 1-4137 (1378 amino acids)
Molecular function (GO): GTP binding
Source: RefSeq, a predicted model, not a curated record
AUGGGUAACGGAUCUGGCCAGCGGCCGCUUUCCGAAGUGAGUCCCAUGGCCCAGAGGCGCAACUCGCCAAGCUGGAACCAAGUUACCAAGAUGCCUAACGGCGAAUCGCCCUCCUACGACGUCUCCUCUCUGAACAGCAAAGCCUCGCCGCGUCUGUUUUGGAAAGGCCGCGAGUCCCCGUCGUCUUUCUCCAAGGGGGGUGAAAACACAAAGCCAUACGACCCAGAGGGAUCAUAUUUCCCAACCAGACGCCCAUCGCUUGAGAAUUUGAAGCGUGUCUCGAAGGUGAAGAACCAUAGCAUGUUCCUGGAAGGUGGCACAGAGUAUGACCCAGCCGCGGUCGCUGUCCCUCAGAGGCCACUGGCACGCGAACACUCACCGCAACGUGACAGCCAGGUGGACGUCGCCAAGUCCCAGUUCGAGGAUGAAGAUGACAACUACAUCCCUCGACCACAUUCCCCAAGCAAAGAUCAAGCAUCCCCAAGCAAAUCGUCCCUCUCGAAGGGGAGUCGAUAUGGCAAAGGAUUUGAUCCUCAAAAUGAUAUCUGGUCCGAAUAUGGCAGCGCUGGGCAUCGCCACGCCAAGAGUGUCACAUUUGAUCAUGCCCCCCCUCAAAUCAAUGAAUAUGUCAUGACAACACCCGACCCAUCUUCAAUUGCAUCUGAAUCUCGGGAAAACAGUUAUGAGUCGGAGGAAGAGGAUUGUGAUGUCAGCUUUGACCACGAAUCCUCUUUUGAGCGUGAUGAUAGCUUCGAUGCCUCGCUAGAAGACAUUGAAAAGACUCCUGUAGUAUUGCCGGAGGACUGGCGAUUCAUGAGCUCUAGCACGGACGACGAGGGUGAUGUGUUCACCGAGCAUGUUGAGAGCCGCAACACCGAGGACCGAGAAGUCUCUCGUGAGAGAGACACAUCCGCUCACAAGCGUGUUGAAUCUUUGGACUCCAAUGGCGAGCGUCGCCCCCUCCCACCCCUGCCAUCCGUCAACCGCCUUUCAGUUGCGCGGCCCUCUUCACCUGGGAAAUUGGGUGCCGCAUUUGAACUUGGAAGCAAUGGCCAAAGAAACCUUCCUGCACCCCCGGCCGCUGCUUCACAUAACAAGUCUGAUAUCGGCAAUGCUGUGUCCCUGGAGGAUCGGCUUCGCCUUAUGAUGCUGCAUGAGAAACAAGAAAACAACGAGACCCACGAAGACCAUGCUGAGAAUACCGAAAAGCCGCAGGAGAAAAUGGUCACUGCACCGGAGCCUGCAUCGAAAACGGAUGAUGAUGAGGAAGAAGAAGACCCUAAGGAGAACUUUUUCUCGCCUCCCCGAAUUUCGCGUGACUCAAUCCUGCGAGACAUGCGCAAGGGCGAUAACUACGAUGACGACGAUAGCUUUGACGCAUCUUCUCAAAUCGAUUCUAGUCCUCGAAAUUACGAAAAUUAUGACCCCGAUGUCCCCAUUCCAUCAUUGGAAACUGAUGAUGAUGAUGACUCCUCAAGCGUGAUCAUCAAGCAGGAGGAGAACGACGAGGACAUGUACUCUAUCUCAGGUUACUACCAGAGCUCGUCAGACAACAGUCUGUCUUCCCACGAGCAGCGAGCCAAGUACGACGAGGACAGCAACUACUCCCUCCGCUCCGCCGCAGAAGCGGCUGACCGCGCCCACAACGAAAAUAAUAGUCAGGGUUCUGGCCAAAGCACCCCGACUGCUGAGGAGAAGGCCAUUCCUGAACAAUCUAUCCAAACUGCCGAAAAAAAUCUUGAGCAAGAACGAGAAACUCUCUCCGAAAACCAGCACUUGGAUAUGGCUUCAAUCCGGCAAUCUCUUGGGCGUCCCGUCACCCCUGAGAUGCACGAUGACCAAGCCUCAGAGCCUUCAACUCCAGACUCCGUGAUUCGCCACCCCAUUGAGGAUGACGAGGAAUACGAGCAAGAGAGUGAAGAAGAGCAGCACCCGGAAGAGGAUCAUGAGGAGCGCGAGGAGGAUAUAGAGAGCUCCUCGGAUGAGGCUGUCCCAGAGCCUGUGGCCACCAUCAGGGCUCCUGGUGCUGGCCUCAAGACCCGGCCCUCAUUGACCCCGGCUGAUAUGCAGUCUAUGGCCGCCACCCGCCGUAAAAUCAGUGGUCAACACAUUCCCCCAGUUCCCCCACUGACCAAGCAGACUUCGCACGAGUCGGAUUCCUCUGAUCAUGCAAGCAAGGAUACUGAUUCGCCGCCCAAAUUGGCUCUUCCUAUGGAUUUCAAUCAACGCCAAAGCAGCCUCAUGCAAUUGGACAUCCCGUUCAGCAUCCAAGAAGAAAGCCUUGGCUCCGGAUUGAACAAGGAGUUUGAUCGUGUUAUCGAAUCCCAAAAGGUAGCGUUCCACGCACUUACCCCAAUUCCCCGUCUUGCUCCUUCCCAGGACUACCCCCAAGAUUCUGUUACCCGAGGAUCUCGUUUCAACCCAACUAACUCUUGCUUCCCCGUACAGCGAGGUUAUCUCAUGAGACAAAAUACCAAAGUCAUCAUUGCUAGCAGCCGAAACGAGGAAGAACCUAUGCCUUCUCUCCAAGAGACCCCGCAGGACACGCGUGGUACGAGGUCUGCUGGUUCUUCUCCCCGCAAGCCUAGCCAGCAAACUUGGACCACCGAGCCUUGGAAUGGAUCAGCUCGACGUUCCAGCAUCAAGCCCCCCACUGGGAUUCCGAAGAAGAAGCCAGUUCCUGGCGUGGGCCCGGUUCCCCCCUUCCAGGUCAGGCUAGUAACGUCCAAGAAGCUCCUGCCACCAUUGAAGAAAAUGAACCCAUCCCCACUGAGCCAUUCGAAGAUGGUGAAGAGCGUGGUCGCCUGUGAACGUUCAUACUUUGCCCUCACCUUGGAUAACGGGCUACACUGUGUCACUACGUCUUGGCUGGAGAUGGGCAAGACAGCUCCUAUCGGACAGGAGUUCGAGCUUAUCGUUCAGAACGACCUUGAGUUCCAGUUGACUUUGCAGAUGAAGAUUGACGAAGACAAGUUCCACACACCUGAGCCAACGGCAUCCCCAUCACGUCAAAAAGCCUCCGCCCUCAGCCGGGUGUUUGCUUCUCCUCGUCGUCGCAAGGAGCUCGACAUGAAGCAGCAAAUGCAAUCUCAGCAGCAGAAAGCCAAAGAUGUCAAUGCUCCUGUUUACGAUCGUCUUCGCAACCUGGUUGCUCGUGAUGGUAGCUUCGGCCGCGCUUAUGUUGCCCUCAGCGACCAUGAACAAGAAGCCUUUGGCCGUCCUCACAUUGUUGACGUGGCUUGCUUCAAUGAAUGGGCCGUUGAAGAUCAAAUCAGCAGUAUUAAGAGUAAGAAAAGUGCUACUAGCGUUAACGCUCAGCGCCGACCACCAUACAAGAUUGGUAAAUUGGAAGUGCAACUCCUCUUUGUGCCCAAGCCGAAGGGUAGCAAGGAUGAGGACAUGCCGAAGAGUAUGAAUGCUUGCAUUCGGGAAAUGCGAGACGCAGAGAGCGUUGCAGCUCGGUCCUGGGAAGGUUUCCUGUCCCAACAAGGUGGCGAUUGCCCAUUCUGGCGCCGUCGCUUCUUCAAGCUUCAGGGUUCUAAGUUGACAGCGUACCAUGAAACAACGCGCCAGCCUCGAGCCACUAUCAACCUUGCCAAGGCCUCCAAGCUCAUUGAUGACCGGUCUUCCCUCCUCCAGAAAGAGACUAGCACCAGGAAUGGGGGUCGACGAAAGUCUGCCUUUGCCGAGGAAGAAGAUGGCUAUAUGUUUGUUGAAGAAGGUUUCCGGAUCCGCUUCGGAAAUGGUGAAGUGAUUGACUUCUACGCCGACAGCGCCGCAGACAAAGAAGGCUGGCUCCGAGUCAUGUCCGAGGCCGUUGGGAAGGGAUCCACCUCCGGAAAUGGGGCAAUCAAGCCCUGGGCCGACCUUGUGCUCAAGCGUGAGCGCAGCAUGAUGGCCAAGCAAGAAAAUUCCCGACCUAGCAGCGGGGUAUCUCGGCCCAGCAGCAGUAUUCCAGUAGCACCCUCAUCGCCUUCUCGGAACAGGACCAGUGCGAUGACAGGUCCGCCUUCUUCUGCAGGAUCUGGGGCGCCGGCGUCCCAGCCUCCUCGUUCUCGGCACAAACAUACGUAUUCUCAACCGGAGAUGGGCAGUGCCGAUGCACGUCGACAGAAAACUCGCUCUCUCAUGUUCUAG